UUUAGUCGCGUGCCGAGACGCCGUGAAACAAGAACGUUUCUGUCGAGUUGUCGUACAAUCUCGUCAACCUCCAAAACGAUUCCAACACUCAAAGUGCUACAAACCUCAGUGCUUCAUAAAAAUUUUCAAAAAUUGUGCCUUUCUGUGAUAUAAAAAAUCCUUGAUGAAGUGUCGAGCGAUAAGCGUAUAUUUAUGAGUGGAUUAUUAAACGAAUGUUUAAAGUUUGAUAUUUAAAGGUGUCUGUGAUAUGGGUGUUUAUCGAAUCAGAUCUUGUGACAUGUUCACAUUUUGUAAUCGAGCGGCUCUCUAGAGCGGAACUGUUUUAUAUGCAAGACUUCUUAAUGGAGAGCUUCUCCCCUACAGGGACUCUAAAUCGUGCUUAAGAUCGAAACCUGCUUCGGCCUUUCAAAUAAAAACACGAGAUUGAAAUUUCUUAAUCGAUCAGAAGAGCCUCUCAAAUCGAACUUGAACUUUCAGAAACCUGCUUGGGAAUUUACGGCUUCUUUGAUCGGAAAUUUCAGAUCAACAGGAAGAUACUUGGAGCUGCAUUCUUGAAAUGGGAUACGUGGACUGUUAAUUAAUUUAAGUUCAAGAAGUCUACGAGUCGGAAGGAGAAAUUCAGGAAUCUACAUCUGAGUAGAGCUUCAUUUUGUACUGAAAAAAUAUUGAUCAGGAAGUCUGUUCUGCAUGUUACCUGCUAAAUGAACUGGAACUGAGUGAAGUGGAACAUCCAAGUUUUCGAAGAAGUUCUAGAUACGAUCAGAGUCUUGAAAUUCACGGACCACUUCUCUGAACAGCCAUAACGAUAUCACUUGUCUGAGCAACAUAGUCUUUGUAACAUAUCAGUAUUUGUAGACAACUACUUAUUGUUCAAGUUUGGUUCAGAAGUUUAUAUUGCUACGUCCAUAUAUCUGAGCAAGUACUAGUGUUUGAAUCAUAUCCACAUAUUUGGGCAAGUUUAUAUUGGUUAGAGUACAUAGACAUAUCUGAGCAAGUUUAUAUUGCUUAGAGUAUAUCCACAUAUCUGAGCAAGUAUAUAGUGUUCAAGUUGCAUCCACAUCUGUGGACAAGUAUAUAUUGCUUAGACUACAUCCACAUGUCUGAGCAAGUUUAUAUUGCUUAGACCACAUCCACAUAUCUGAGCAAGUACAUAGUGUUCAAGUCAUAUUCACAUCUGUGGACAAGUAUAUAUUGCUUAGACUACAUCCACAUGUCUGAGCAAGUUUAUAUUGCUUAGACCACAUCCACAUAUCUGAGCAAGUACCUAGUGUUCAAGUUGUAUCCACAUCUCUGGACAAGUACAUACUGUUCAUACCACGUCCACAUCUCUGGACAAGUGCAUACUGUUCAGACUAUAUAAACAAGUACAUAUUAUUUAGACCACAUCCACAUCUCUGAACAGCUACAUACUAUUCAAACUAUAUCCACAUCUCUGAUUAGCUACAUACUGUUCAAGCUGCAUCCACAUCUUUGGAGAGCUAACUACUGUUCAGCCUACCUCCACAUCUCUGAACAGCUACAUACUGUUCAUACUGAAUCCACAUCUUUGGAUAGCUACCUACUGUCCAGCCUACCUCCACAACUCUGAACAAGCUACAUACUGUUCAAACUGCAUACACAUCUUUGGACAGCCUCAUACUGACCACCCUACCUCCACAUCUCUGAACAAGUACAUUCAGACCACAUCCACAUCUUUGAUUUACAUGCUGUCCAGGUCAAAUCACAUUUCUGAGGACCUGCAACAAAGUGUAUCAAAUACCUAACUUCUGAAGUUGUUCAGCAGCACUGAAUCAGCAAAAAUCCAAUAGGAAAUCCAUUUGAAUCAUCAAAUGCACAUCUGUGGACAAUCUGAACACCCCUGGAUUGUUGUCCAAAAUAGUCUACAGUAUUGAACCAUAUCAAAUUGUUGCUCUAAACUGUUGUUCUUGACUAUUAUUGCUCUUAAAUCGUAUUCCCAGAAAUAAGACGUCCAGUGUCAUCAAGAAUGAGAGAGGAACAAUGGUCGCGUGAUCGUCGCUCGCGGCACGUAAGCUGCGGUAUCCGCGUGUCGGCUCGUAUUCGAGGCGGGAAAAGGUGAUUAACGAUUCGUGGCACGUGGGAAUUCGUGUACGACCGAUGUUUGUCGGUCCGUGUGUUUCGACGAACGCGUGGUUUCGCAUGGAAACGAGUCCUGUCGAGAAAAAAUUGACUGAAAAACCGAAACGUAAACGAAACUGUGCGCGCGUAUGCACGCUCCUUGACACGGUGGUAAUAUUAGUUAGUUGGUGACCUUCCAAAUAGCGAGUAUUUGUAAACUGCCACUGAACUGGCUACAGGAGGUUGACUCGAGCGAGGUGAACGUUACCCGGUGAACAUUUUGUUUGAGUUUCUGGAUUUACGUUCGCUGUCAUGGCACCUGCCGUCACUCUGGACUGGUCAGAGCCACGCCAGCAUUGGCGUUACCCGAAACUCUGCCCGGCCGGGCAGCAGAAACACGAGAGGGCCAAGAGCGCCAUGGAACUCAGCAGUAAAGAGGCGAACACCGCGUACAAAAAGUUUUGCAAGUUCGUCAGACGACUGAGGAGCAAGAAACAUAGAGAUGGCAACAAAGUCACAACAGUGGUGGCUACACCCGGUGCUGGCCCAGACCGCCCCCAAGAAAUUUCCUAUACAGACACUAAAGUAAUCGGUAAUGGAAGUUUUGGUGUCGUGUACCUAGCAAAACUAUGUGACACGGAAGAACUUGUCGCCAUCAAGAAAGUUCUCCAAGACAAACGAUUUAAGAAUAGAGAAUUACAAAUAAUGCGACGUCUGGAGCACUGCAACAUCGUGAAACUGAAAUACUUCUUUUAUUCCAGCGGUGAUAAGAACAUCUUAAACGCGACUAAUCCAGUAUUUCACGUGGACAAGGACGAGGUUUAUCUGAACCUAGUGUUGGAGUACAUACCCGAGACCGUGUACAAAGUCGCUCGGCAUUAUAACAAAAACAAGCAGACCAUACCGAUCAAUUUCAUCAAGUUGUACAUGUACCAACUGUUCCGCUCUCUGGCAUACAUCCACUCGUUGGGUAUCUGCCACAGGGACAUCAAACCACAGAAUCUACUGUUGGAUCCAGAAUCUGGUGUCCUGAAGCUCUGUGAUUUUGGUUCGGCCAAGCAUCUGGUCAAAGGCGAACCCAAUGUGUCUUACAUUUGCAGUCGUUACUAUCGUGCGCCUGAGCUCAUCUUUGGUGCCAUUGAUUACACCACAAAAAUUGACGUAUGGAGCGCAGGUUGCGUGGUGGCAGAAUUACUGCUUGGUCAACCGAUUUUCCCCGGGGACAGUGGCGUGGAUCAGUUAGUGGAAAUCAUCAAGGUCCUCGGCACACCAACCCGCGACCAGAUACGCGAGAUGAACCCCAACUACACAGAAUUCAAGUUCCCACAAAUUAAGGCGCAUCCGUGGCAAAAGGUGUUCAGGGCACGCACGCCUCCAGAAGCGAUGGAGCUGGUGGCAGGUCUUCUGGAAUACACGCCGUCCGGACGGAUCACACCGUUGGAAGCGUGUGCCCAUCCGUUCUUCGACGAGCUGCGAGAGCAGGGCACCCGGUUGCCCACCGGGCGAGAUCUUCCUCCGUUGUUUAACUUUACAGAAUACGAGCUGCGAAUUCAGCCGUCGUUGAACUCGAUCCUAAAGCCGAAGUACAUGCAGACUUCGGAGAAUCCUGGAGGCCAGUCGGAACCGGUCGCGGGGUGUAGCGGUAACUCUAGUGAUAAUAACUUUUUUCUAGUUGAGAAGAUGAUGUGUAAUCUACACUGUGUCUAUAGUAGCGCGUCAACGUCGCUUGCGUCGUCAUUUUCAUCAUCGAAUACCCACACCGCGCGAUCAAAAGAGAUGAAGCCAGCUUGACACGGGUGACCGACCGAGGAGAACAGGCUCGCAAGAACGUUUCAUUUGGCCAGUCAAAAAAAAAUAAUUGGAAACUCGUCGUUUACAGAUUGUGUGUACAACGUAGAAUGACAAUUAUUUGGCUCGGUCCGUGUUUCGUUCGAACUAUCUGUACACGAAACACGCGUCGUGUAAUAUUUUUAUUGUGUUCAAGAGGGACGAAGGUAGCAAACGCGUUCAUUCAUCUUUACAAGAUGAAAAGGAGAGGACACGCACGUUUCACGAGGAGAAUCUCAAUCGGACACUCGAGUGCAACGUAGACUUCCUUUGGAUUAGGGAUUUCGAAGUUUAGUCAAAUCUGUUUUGGAACUUUGUAUUCUGUUAUGGAAAGAGUCAUAGGACUUGGGAGGUCUCAAAAUAGGUCCUAAAGAGCCUUAAAAUAUCUUGAGGUUAAGAGAUCAUAUGAUAGUCCAAUUCUAAGACAAUUUAGUGAAUUCAUGGAGGUCCUAGGAUCCCAAGGAACCUUAGACCCUAAGUCAAAUUUAGAUAGCUAAAGAGAAACUCAAUUAAAGUUAACUUAAUCUCAUCACAACUUCAGUAAUCAUGACAACUGGAGUUCAGUGAAUGUAGCCUGAGUUAACUGGACUUUAAUUGAAGCUAACCUAACCUAACCUCAACUGAAAUUUAAAUGGAAAUUAUCUUAAUCUAACAUAGAUGAAAGUUGUCGUAAUGUAACCUAGCUGAAAAUUAUCUAAACUUAAAAUUGACCAACGCUAUCUUAACAUCUAAUUGAACCUAACCUAAACCAAAGGGAGCCUAAGCUGCGCGGCUAUAUACACGCGCGUACACAGCGAGAACACAUUAGUAUUUGCGUGCACAAUCUCUAUUUAUCGUAAGGCGAAUAAUCUCGAAACACGCAAACGAGCGACUGUUAGCAAAAAACCCGUUGGUGAUUCAAAAAAUCCACGCAGACACGCGUUCUUCGUGCUGGGACGAUUUUGAUCGCUAUCUGUAUUCACCGAUAUUAUCCUUGCUAGUAAUACUCUCAUAAAUACGUCACGCAAUCACUGUAUCUUUGAAAUUCACAUACACUAUUUGUUUUUGAAAUUAUUGAUCGUCGAAAGCACGUUUCAAGCGUUGUGUCGGCGUGAAAGAAAAUUUGCGCAACAUCAUUGUGUAAGCAGAGUCGUGUAGGUCUUCAGAGAUUCGACUGGCAAAUGCAUAGGGAAAUAAAAAGAGGGUUUUUGUCCCUAGGACACCGUGUAAUAGAGUGUAUAAUGUACGAGGAGAUUUGUACAUUUGUAAACGGACGACAGUCCCUUAACCUGUGCAGCUGGAGCUUCGAUGCAUGUCGCGUGACUUAGCCGCCAUUAUUACCAUUUCUACAUAUCAUUGCGUCGCAAGAAAUAUAAAAGAAAGGCAGGCUGCCGAUGGAACACGAGAGUCCGAUUUAUUUCGGUUCCAUUUUUUCUUUUCUUUUUUUUUUUAACGAAAGGACGAACGUUGACGGGGAAAAACGAGAAUAGAAAAAUGAUAGACCAGAGAGAGAGAGAGUGCGUGUGUGAAACAGAGUGUGAAUGGAAGAUGUAAAAGCGAGAUAAAUCUUGACAUUCGUUUCAGAGUUUUAUGAAUGUUGAUAACGAUGUAAAUUAAGUUUUUAAUCGAUUAACCCCAUUCUUCUUCUUUUUUUUUUGGUAAAUGUACUUCGUUGUUAGACGAAAUUAGCCGAUUUCCUUUCUUCCCUCUAGUCCGUCGAAGAAACGCGUUUAAUUUUUGAUAUUUCAUAUUCGAAAAAGAGAAGUGCGCUCCGACGAGAAGAAAACUUGUCUCUUCUUUUCUUCUUUUUUUUAUAUAAUACUUUAACGAAAAGGUGUUCGCUGAAUUGUCGAUCAUGGAGCUGGAAAUCCGAAGAAGUUACUUUCAAAAUAAUGGUCGUUACAAUUUGUUUAAACGUUCAUGCGAGUUUCAGCGACUUUGGAGAACGGCCAUUAUUUUAACAUGCGAUCGGAAAUGUGAUCGUCAAAGGGAAAGCGAUCGACCAGAGAAUAAAAAAAGAGAAAACUGCGCGGCGCUGCUUCCGACAUUUCAGGCGGACGGAAACGGUGGACUCAGCGGUAGAGAAAACCGGAAGUCCCGGGUCUGGCCGUCGAAGAGAACGAGUUUUCGAGCGCAUGAUAAAACGUGAAACGAUAACGCACGGCUUGAAUAUAGAUUGUUGGUUAUUUGUCGUAAUUAUUCUAUUAAUAAAGAAAUUCAUCGAUUUGAUUUGAUUCAGUCUUUCUCAUCUCUGUCUCGCUUGUGACGUGUGUGUCGCUUGUCGCGCUGGCUACCCGUGUGUGCUUGGAACACUUUUCAGAAACGAAGAUGCGUUAUUGAAAGGAAGAAAAUCAAUGGUCGGACGUCCCCGAUGCAUUGAUUUCAUCGUUAGUUUUGCUUUUAAGGCUUCGGCAUACACGAUACACAUUUACAUUUAUCACAGGGUGUUUCAUAAUACGUGGAAUCCAUUUUUAUUUACUGGACGUGGUCGAGUUUUAACGUUUUGACAAAAUUACUGUACUUGGCAAUUUUCUUCCUUUACACUUUUUAUUCAAAAAUACUUAUCACGACACAUGGCGAUAUAUGUAGAGCCUCACAGAUUUUGAAACGCCCUGUCGAACGAGAAACGAUGUGGCGAGGCACCCGUGUAAAAUACUGAAAAUUUAUAUAUAUAUGUAUAAAUAAUUUGUAUUCAUAUGUAUGUAUUUAUACCCACGAAUGUAUACAUACAUAUAAUUGAAAACGUACGUAUAAAUAUAUAUAUAAAUAUGCAGACUAAUUUUUAAAGAGUUUGUAAAGAGAAGAAGGAUGAGGAAAGAGGAGAAAAAAAAAAUUACUCGUCAUCGUUUCACCGACAUUUUCAUCGCUGUUACCACUGCAACUACUCUUCUUUUUCUUUUUUUAUUUCGUCCUCUUACUUAAUCGCAUCAUGUCGCGCCGUUUCGAAUCAUCUAGUAAAUAAAUUGUAAUAAUUGUGUAAAGAAAGAUUAAUAAAGUAAUUUAAUAUGUAUAUAUAUGCAUAUAUGUAUGUAUGUGUGCGCGAGUGUGUGUAUGUGUGUGUCAUGUGCAAAUGUAUAUAACGUGAAACUCGGGCGGAAGAGCGUUUUCCGAUGUAACCGAUUAGUUUCAUGCGGAGUCGGUUUUAAAGGAUCAAGAAUAUUUCUUAAUCUUUGUAGAAUAGUGCUAAUCUUUUUUUCUUUUCGAAGCCAUUCUCAUGGUGCAGAGCGUGAUGCUCUGAUAGCUUAGUAUAGUCGGGUUUGGAAGUGAAAUUCUGAGAACCACAUUGUAAAGUUCUCAGCUUCUAAUAAAAUCAGAAAUUUAUCUCUUCGUUUGCAGAACAAUUUUCUAAAUAAAAUUUAGUUCAAAUGUAAAUUUGAGUUGUAUUUCUGAACCCAACUAUACUCCUCGUUAGAAAGAAAAGCUACUUCUAAGAUGGACCACUAACUGUUUGUACUAUUUACGAUAGAUACUAGAAUUCUUCCGUUCAGAUUGCACGUUGAACGAUUGCGACAGACUAAAACGAGCAAAGGGAAAAGAAGUAGAAUAAGCGCUGUAUGUUCGUUGUUGUAUGCUUGAGGAAGCUCGCGAUAAUUCUAUAGUUUAUCGUUACGAGGAUUUUUCAUUUUGUAUAUCACGUUUGGUUCUUCGUAUCGUAGAACUAUUAGCGAUGAAUAAUUUAGCAGAUAAUAACGAUUAUGCUACACGUUCGUAUGUAAACACGUUUUGUUGCGAGCAUUUUUGUGGCGCGUAAUUUAAAUGAUAAGAGUGAUUCAUUUAAUACGAAAUUUGUCGAUAAAGA
Molecule: messenger RNA, 7681 nt
Organism: Megachile rotundata (alfalfa leafcutting bee)
Lineage: Eukaryota; Metazoa; Arthropoda; Insecta; Hymenoptera; Megachilidae
Product: glycogen synthase kinase-3 beta
Biological process (GO): peptidyl-threonine phosphorylation; signal transduction; positive regulation of proteasomal ubiquitin-dependent protein catabolic process
Cellular component (GO): nucleus; axon; cytosol
Molecular function (GO): ATP binding; protein serine/threonine kinase activity
Source: RefSeq, a predicted model, not a curated record